Messenger RNA from Anoplophora glabripennis (Asian longhorned beetle), 1615 nucleotides. RefSeq names its product putative inorganic phosphate cotransporter. The coding region runs from base 18 to 1430 and encodes 470 amino acids. Gene Ontology annotation, biological process: monoatomic anion transport; transmembrane transport. The transcript has 8 exons. The record is from RefSeq and is a predicted model, not a curated record. Lineage: Eukaryota; Metazoa; Arthropoda; Insecta; Coleoptera; Cerambycidae. Gene Ontology annotation, cellular component: plasma membrane. Gene Ontology annotation, molecular function: transmembrane transporter activity.
GUAAGGCAACAGUCAAGAUGAAGCUGGGAAGGUUUGAUAUUGAAAAGGGCGAAAAACCUGUAGUUAGCGAUGGCAAAGGUCCUACCUUUGGCAAGCGUCACGUGCAGGUGAUACUCUUGUUUCUCCUUGUCACAUCAUCAUCCUGUACCAGACUCAACUUGUCUGUAGGAUUGGACGCUAUGACAGAUGGUACUUUCAACGAAAACCCCAAUAUACCCACUUACACUUGGGACAACAAGCGAGUCAUACUGACUUCGUUCUACUGGGGUUUUGGAUUUCUGCAAGUCGUAGGGGCCCAGAUGGGCAAAGUCUACGGCACCAAGUGGUUGCUGACAACGGCGAUGUGCAUCAACUGCAUGGCCUUUAUAAUAAUCCCCGUUGUAGCGGAAGUGUUCGGUUCUACGGGGGUGAUAGUGUGCAGGGUGACCCAGGGGCUGGCCCAGGGGUUCUUCUUCCCCUCAAUUCAGAGCCUCAUCGGCCAGUGGAUCCCGCCGGCGGAGAGGCUGAGGAGCUGCGUUCUGGCGUUAUCUGGCACCCCCUUCAGUAACAUUGUCACGAUUUUGUUAACCUCUUACGUUUCUACCACAUCACUGGGUUGGCCCGUCACUUUUUACUUUUUCGGACUGUUGGGAUUUACAUGGGUCUUCCUAUGGGUAUUAUUCGGAUAUAACAGUCCAGCAGAACACAUCAGCAUCACUGAAGAAGAGAAAACGUUCAUAGAAACUUCGCUGGGCAUGAAUGAAAACGCCAAGUACAUAAGCACCCCCUGGAGGCGCAUAUUCACAUCCCUUCCAGUAUGGGCCACGGUUAUGGCGUAUCUGGGGCAAACCUGGGGCGCCAUCAUCAUACAGAGCGAGAUACCCACUUACAUGAGUGAAAUAAUGAAAAUGGAUAUAGCGUCGAAUAGUCUACUGGCUUCUGCUCCCUACAUAGCCACGUUUUUUAUGUGCUUCGUAUUUUGCUUCAUCGCUAACCACCUCAUCGUCAAUAAAUACGUGACGAAGCUGUUCGCCAGAAAAUUAUUCACCACGAUCGGAAUGGCAGUGCCUGCUCUUGUUGUAAUAGUACUGGGGUACCUUCCAGAAGACGCCAAGAUCUGGGCAUACGCUCUACUCAUUAUAGCAGCUGGUGCCAGCUCUGCAAUGUACAGCGGACAUUCGGCCAACGUUUUCGACUUAACCCCGACUUUUCCAGGUAUCAUAAAAGGGUUUUCUAACAGCAUUUCCAACGUGUUCAACAUUCUGCCGCAGUUCACCGUGGAAAUCAUAGUUAGAGACGAGACCGACCAGAACAACUGGAGCAUAAUAUUCCUGAUGUCCACAGCCCUCUACAUAAGCACAAACCUAUUUUAUUUCAUAUUCGCAAGCGGCGAUCUUCGGACUUGGGACCCUCUCAGUAAAAAGGAGAAGGAAAAAGUUCCAGAAAAGUAGCAACUUUGAAUAAAUAUACUCAGUACCUGAACAAUUUUUUACUGUGUUGUCUUUGGUAACGAAUGUGUUCUGUGAGGUUAGGUAGCAGUAGUCUUCUCAUAUUUAAAUCAAAUAAUAGCAACAAGAAACAUGUAACUCAAAAUAAUCUGUGAUAGAAAUGUGAUUGGUUUUGAAUAAAUAUUUUU